Molecule: messenger RNA, 3929 nt
Organism: Ictidomys tridecemlineatus (thirteen-lined ground squirrel)
Lineage: Eukaryota; Metazoa; Chordata; Mammalia; Rodentia; Sciuridae
Source: RefSeq, a predicted model, not a curated record
CGAAACCCGCGCCCAGCGGACCCCGAGGCGCGCAGAGACCCCGGCGCCGGCCGAGCUCCGCGGGCAGAGUUUGCAAGUGGCGGCGACUCCCCAGGUGGCUGCCCGGUGUCCCGAUGCUUGACAAAUGGAGGCCCAUCGGUUUCUGACCCCAGAGGGUGGGCCCUAGGAGCCUGGCCCCUGGCUGGGAGAUAAGGCCAGAACCCAAGGCCUCGGUGAAGUCACCCGGCUCCCACAGGCCUGAGGAGCGGAACCUCGGAACUGCCACUUUCAGAGCCACUGGGGGGAGUUGCGAGGUGAAGAACAAGAUGUAGGGAGAUGGGACCACCUCCCGCGCGUCCCCUUGCUUGGCCACAAGAAGCCCACCUUGACCUUGGGCCGCCCCUCCCUUGGCCUAACCAAGAGCUGGACUUGCCCUGGGCCUCAGGCCGGGGCUACCCCCUUUGCAGGGGGAGGAAGACGGAGGACCCCCCGGGGUCCUGUCCCUAGGGGAAGCCCGGAGAGCCACGGCCCCUGUCGCCUCCCCAGCCGCCCAGCAGCCAGUGGGUCCGGAAUGCCCGCGCCAUGGCCAAGCUCUGGGUCAAGGUGCAGCGCUCCUGCCGCAGGAAGCCCCUGCGCUUCCUCUCGCUCCUGGCCCUGUACCUGGCGGCCGGGAGCCUGGUCUUCCUGCACUCGGGCUUCGGGGGCCAGCCCGCCGCCUCCCAGGGCCAGGCCAGCCCCGCCGCGGGCGGCGUCCAGGGCCACGAGCUGCCCUUCCUGGGCGACCUGCACCUGGGCAGGGGCUUCCGCGACGGCGAAGCGUCCAGCAUCGCGCGCAGGUACGGACCCUCGUUCAAGGGCAAGGACGCCAACGAGAGAGCCAAGCUGGGAGACUACGGGGGAGCCUGGAGCCGAGCCCUCAAGGGCAGAGUCCUCCGUGAGAAGGAGGAGGAGCGAGCCAGGUACAUCGGCUGCUACCUGGACGACACCCAGAGCCGCGCCCUGAGGGGCGUGUCCUUCUUCGACUACAAAAAGAUGACCGUCUUCCGUUGCCAGGACAACUGCGCCGAACGGGGUUACCUGUAUGCCGGGCUGGAGUUCGGCGCCGAGUGCUACUGCGGCCACAAGAUCCAGGCGGCCAACGUGAGCGAGGCGGAGUGCGACAUGGAGUGCAAGGGCGAGCGGGGCAGCGUGUGCGGUGGCGCCAACCGCCUCUCGGUCUACCGGCUGCAGCUGGCGCAGGAGUCGGCCCGCAGGUAUGGGAGUGCAGUAUUCCGAGGCUGCUUCCACCGGCCUGACAACCUCUCCCUGGCCUUGCCUGUGACGGCCGCCAUGCCCAACAUGUCUGUGGACAAGUGCGUGGACCUCUGCACAGAGAAGGAGUACCCGCUGGCGGCGCUGGCCGGCACCGCGUGCCACUGCGGCUUCCCCACCACGCGCUUCCCGCUGCACGAGCGGGAGGACGAGCGCCUGUGCGCACAGAAGUGCAGCGCCGAGGAGCUGGAGAGCUGCGGCAGCCCCGGCUACUUCGUCGUCUACCAGACGCAGGUCCAAGGUGAGCCGCCUGCGAGACCCCAGGGUGGCCCGGUGCUCCUCCAACACGGCUACAGCAGGGGGCAGCCCGGAGGGGGGGCAGGGGCAGGGACAGGGGCAGGGGACACAGUCAAGGGCGAGGCUGGUGUGGUGGUGAGGAGGGUGAAGAUGCUGAUCGCCAUGAGAAUGGUGGUGAUGGUGGUGGUGGGGGCCGGCAACACGUGGGCCCGGCACCUCAUCGAGCUGGCCACCGGCUUCUACACCGGCAGCUACUACUUUGACGGGUCCCUGUACAAUAAAGGUGAGGAGACCGAGUGGGGAGGCUCUCUAGGCUCCGGAAGGUCCCCACGAGGAGCAUGGACAAUGCCCCUCUCGGAGCGCCAACCGUGUGCCGGGCACCUCGUGGAGGUUCAGAGCACCAUGGAUGCUCUCCUGGCCCCUGUGCCUGCUACAUGGUCUGGUCUAACCCUGCACGGCAAACCUGGGUUGGGACGCGGUCAAAGGCCGCUCCGCCCCGGGGUCCUGCCUGACCGCUGGCUCCUCCUCUCCGCAGAGUGGCCGGAGUUCGUGCGCAACUACGCCCCCUGGUGGGCCACCCACACGCUGGACUGGCUCAAGUUCGGCAAGAAGGUGCUGGUGGUGCACUUCGAGGACCUGAAGCAGGACCUGUUCGUGCAGCUGGGCCGCAUGGUGCGCCUGCUGGGCGUGGCGGUGCGGGAGGACCGGCUGCUGUGCGUGGAGAGCCAGAAGGACGGCAACUUCAAGCGCUCGGGGCUGCGCAAGCUCGAGUUCGACCCCUACACGGCCGACAUGCAGCGCAGCAUCUCGGCCUACAUCAAGAUGGUGGACGCGGCGCUCAAGGGCCGCAACCUCACGGGCGUCCCCGACGACUACUACCCGAGAUGAUGCGGCGCGGGAGGGCGGCGGCCUGGCCACGCCCACUCACCUGGCCUCUCCGGUUGGGACCGCCCCCGUGGCAGCCGCUGCUUGCCCUGGGCGAGCCUCCUGCAUGACAGAGGAGGCUCGAGGGAACCGACUGUCCAGGUCCCCGCGCCCUCCGCACCCGCCCCUUCCCUCUUGGAGAUGCGGGCUACCUGGCUUGGGGAGUUCUGGUCACGGGCACCAGCGUCUUGUGUCCCCCGUGUCCCAGCGCCCACCACUCCGGGUUGCACUGGUGGGCUGCAGGGUUCACCGUGGUCCUGGAGAUCAGCUGUUUGGGACCUUGCCCGGAUGGCUCACGGGGCAGAGCCUCGCUUUCUCCAGGAAGCGCUUGCUGUGACAUGGCUCAGGUCACCUCCUGUUUGGGAGAAAGACAGCCGGCCACGUCCCGGAGGCCUUAGAUGUCUGGGGUCUGGGUGGGUAGAGGAGAGCGCCGUGCUCACGGCACAGUGGGCACCCCAGGCAGGGUCACGGGCGUCCUGAGCGCACCCCAGGCAGGUCACACUGUGGCCCUCCCUCCCUGCCCAGCCCCCUGUCUAGGAGGUGAACUCCGAGUCCUGGAUCCUAUUCCCAGGUCUCCCCGGGCACCCGACGGAAGACCCAGUGAACCAAGGUGGAGGGUCUCACACCUCGAUCUUACACUGCCCUGGUGACCCCUACCAGUGGGUCCCGUGCUAUCCAGGUGAGAGCGCCAGGUUCCAGAUCAGAAGGAACCGCGCCUGGAAGAGAUGCCCCUCCUUUCCAGGCACCGGCCUCCCCUUGACCACAGCCCAGUAGGACCCGCCUCCCCGGGGGUCCUCCGAGGAAGGGGUCAGAAUGGCCCAUCAUCUCCACGCUCCGCUGCUCUCUUGACGCCGAGACACCAAACCAAAGGAUUUCUGAGGACCUGAGUCACUGAUCAUUCAUUGACCCCAGAUCCCCUCCCGCCCGCAGGUCGGAUCCUUCGGCUUUACAUCCUGUCCACAGGACCCUCCCACGACGUCCAUGCAAAAGCCAUAGGUCACUGCCUCUUCGCCAUCCUGUCCAGGGCGGCCCCCCCUGAGCCGUCCCUCUGAAGACGAAGUUCGUUCCAAACAGCAAAGGGGCCUGGGGAAGGCAAGUGAAAAGAGAUUUAUUUUUUUAAGAGGUCUAUGACGAAUACAUUCCGCCCCCUGGACCCCCGCCACGCAGAGAGGGCACAGGAGUCAGACCUGUAUCUCUGGUUCCCACGACUGUAGGACCUGGGCCACCCCAGGGCCCGGCCAGGGGGCUCUGAAUGUAUCGUGUACCGAGUGUCCUUCCCCCGGUGAAUUUCUAGUGUUCUUUCACAAAGCAGCAGCGGACUUGGCCUCCACUCCCACUGGGAGGGCAGCUGUCUCUGGGAGAUUCGGUCCAAGACCUGGACCAGCUCUUUGCCGGUGGUCACCUUGGACCACCCGCCUCUGUCUGAAGAUUCCUCAGGUCAACACUAUCAUUAAAUGAGAGUUUUGUUGAUAAUUCUA